Sinocyclocheilus anshuiensis is the source of this 1497-nucleotide messenger RNA. Its product is annotated as GTPase IMAP family member 5-like. The transcript has 3 exons. Gene Ontology annotation, molecular function: GTP binding. Bases 275 to 1396 code for a protein of 373 amino acids. The record is from RefSeq and is a predicted model, not a curated record. Lineage: Eukaryota; Metazoa; Chordata; Actinopteri; Cypriniformes; Cyprinidae.
CUUUCUCCCAGCUCCCUCCUGCUGUUUGUCCCUGCUUGUAUAAUUUCAAGAAAGAAAGAGAGUGAAAAAGAAGCAGAGUGAAAGGUUGCAUGGGUAUAAUAAAAAAAAUAGUUGAAGAGGGAGGGAAAGAGAUUAGGAGGGAGAUGAGAGGGCAGAAAGACAUGUUUUGAGCACAGGCAACUGGCUGCUGAGACUAAACAGCAAGAGAGAGAGAGAGAGCAAAAGGGGGAGAAAGAGAGCGAGGUAAGGAGACAAUGCUCCAGCUAGACACAAGAUGGCUACAGUCUCUUCCGAUUUAAAUGCUGCAGAGGACUCUUCUCUACCUGCCCGACGCCUCCUGUUGCUGGGGUUCCAGGGCUCCGGUAAGACCUCAACUCUGAAUACCAUCUUGAGCCAGGAGAAAAACCCUCCCAACCAUUCCCAAACAGACCAACAACACUGGGUAGACAUACUCACCUGGCGGCUACUAAUCAUUGACACCCCUGGAUGGAAGCUGGAAACUGAAGGUACAACUGACGAGUCGGACUCAGAGAAUCAGCAGUCCAUCACUGAUCAAUGUUCUCCUUGUCCUCAUGCCCUGCUGCUGGUGGUUCCCAUUGGAGUUCCGUUCACUGAACACCACUGGCAAGGUCUUUGGGCCCGAGUUCGGGCACUGGGAGCAGGGAUAUGGAGGCACACAAUGGUUUUGUUCACCUGUGCGGACCAGUUGCCACAAGACAUGGGUGUGGAGAAAUUUAUUGUGGAUGGCGGGGCAGCGCUGCAGAGGCUGGUGGAGAGGUGUGGCUGUAGGUACCAUGCCUUGGAUAACACCUGCUCGGACAAAAGUGCUCAGGUUGCAGAGCUUUUGCAGAAAGUGGAGGAGAUGGUGCAGGAGAAUCAAGGCUGGUUCUUUGGUCGGCACCUCACGGUUGUCGACACACCAGGCUGGGAUUGGUCCUCCGUCCAGCGCACACCAAGCAACAUACGAAAAGAAAUCAAACUAGGGGCAGGGCUUCUACAUCCUGGUCCACAUGCACUCUUAUUGGUCAUCCCCGUAGUCUCCACCCUCACUCCCAAAAAGAGACAGGCCCUUAAGAGCCACUUGGAAAUGUUUGGCGAGGAGGCUUGUCAGCACACACUGGUGCUGUUUUCAUGUGGAGACUGGCUGUAUGGCACAUCAAUUGAGGAUCACAUCCAGCGGGAUGGAGGCGAGCUGCUGAAACUGAUGCAGCAUUGCUGGAACUGUUACCAUGUUCUGGACUGUACCAAAGCCAGCAAGGACAGGUCACAGGUGACUGAACUCUUGCGGAAAAUAGAGGAGAUGGUAGCAGAGAAUGGAGAGAAACCUUUCUUACCAGUCAAAUUGAACCAAGAAUUAGAUGAGGAGGAAACGAGUGGAAGAUGCAUUCUGCAGUGAAUAAUGUGACAACAUGCAAAUCUUAGAGGAAUGUAAAAGUUAUCCAAUUGUUUAUUACCCAUAAGGCCAUUCACACUGUUUUGCCAAAGUCAUAUUAACAG